Messenger RNA from Stegastes partitus (bicolor damselfish), 3012 nucleotides. RefSeq names its product cadherin 27 (gene cdh27). Lineage: Eukaryota; Metazoa; Chordata; Actinopteri; Pomacentridae. The transcript has 15 exons. Gene Ontology annotation, cellular component: catenin complex; plasma membrane; adherens junction. Gene Ontology annotation, molecular function: cadherin binding; calcium ion binding; beta-catenin binding. Gene Ontology annotation, biological process: homophilic cell-cell adhesion; multicellular organism development; cell migration. The record is from RefSeq and is a predicted model, not a curated record. Bases 136 to 2676 code for a protein of 846 amino acids.
UACAGGUGACACAAAGUCCUGCCUAUGGCCGCAAACCAAAUACCUACUUUGCACAAUGCGACAUUCAUUGUAAAGACUGUGCACUUCAGGUGUGCCUGACUGUUUGUCUUUCAGUGUUAUUAUUUGUCAAGUGCAAUGAGCUCAGAGGUGCUGAGCCGUCACAGAAGAACUUGGAUAAUUGACUCCUUUGAGAUUGAAGAGGAGAACCAGGGGCCUUUCCCUUAUGCGCUGGGCAAGAUACAAAUUGAGCGGGAAUAUCAGACAUUCUUUGAGCUGUUCGGAGAAGGAGUAGACGAGGAGCCGAUGGGAGUCCUCUCCAUUCAUAAAGACUCUGGUGAACUGUUCGUCCACAAAGCUGUGGACUACGAGGAGAGAACGCUGCUGAAGCUGCGAUUUCAGGCCAAAAAGACAGAUUUAUCAAUUGACACCAGAUUAGGAAUUGAGAUUUACAUACGGGACAUCAACGACAACCCACCGCUGUUUCAGAGGGAUCUGUAUGAACACAGCGUUGGUGAGGAGAGCACACAAGGCUCCAAUGUCUUGACUGUGUUCGCUCACGACAGGGACAAGAGUGGAUCGCCAAACUCAACUUUCCACUAUGAAAUCAAAUCUGUGUCUCCAAACGUUCCAGACACAAAAUUCUUCAUUGAUGAGUUCGGAGGAAUCUCAUUUAAAGGAUGUUUGGAUCAUGAGGUGACUGAGAUGUUUACAAUACUGGUGGAGGCCAAAGACCACGGUGAAGUCAUCCGCCUGUCCAGUUCAACCACUGUGGUCAUUCAUGUCCAGGACGGCAACAACCACCUUCCCAUCAUCAGCGGUCAAACAGGCUCCAGCAAAGUGACAGAGCAUGAGGUUGGAUCGUCUCCUCUGCGGCUGCAUGUGACUGACAAAGACAGCCCCAACAGCCGGGCGUGGAAGGCCAAAUACACCAUACAUGGAGAUGAAGGAGAGCACUUCAGGGUAGAAACUGACCCAGACACCAAUGAUGGAAUCCUGACGGUAGUAAAAGCUUUAGACUUCGAGGCAGGUGCACAGAGAGAGCUGUCAAUCUCAGUGGAGAACGAGGCGCCAUAUUUCUCCUGUAAAGUGAAAGACAAGCCGUCCUCGGGCCUCUGGACUGUUGAAACCACUAAAGGCGAUGAUGGUGCUGUUCAGCCUCAUUCUGUUAAAGUCACCAUCGAAGUGGAGGAUGCCAAUGACCCCCCAGUGUUCAGCGUGGCAGUCAAGGAGGCCGUGCUGGAGGAGAACGCAGCCGUUGGAACCUGGGUUGAGAAAGUGACCGCUGUGGAUCCAGACUCCAGCCAUGCACGAGAUUUUGUUUACAAGGUAGGACAUGAUCCUGCCGGCUGGGUGACAGUGGAUCCACACACAGGUGACAUCACUACCGUGAAGCCACCUGACAGAGAAUCUCCUCAUGUUGUUGACGGACUCUACACCAUCUUACUGCAUGCAGUGGAUGAUGGUGAGCCACCUCAGACAGGCACAGCCACACUGCAGAUCCACGUGGCUGACCAGAAUGACAACGUGCCACAGCCGACAGUAGACUUCGUGGAUGUCUGUAUGUCUGACAGCCCCACGACCACCAACAUCACAGCCUUUGACCCUGACGGAAAUCCCUUUGGGGGGCCUUUCACGUUUGAGCUGCUGGGGAAUGUCAACGGAAAAUGGAAACUCAAUCCUGCAUACGGUUUCACAGCCGGCCUGGUGAAGGAGUCCAGUGUGUACGCUGGUCCGCACACAGUCAAUGUGAAGAUCUCGGACAUGCAGGGACAGUUUGGUGUUUACAACCUCAGCGUGACUGUGUGCGACUGCACCGUGACACAGAACUGCCGAAGCCGCCGAGCCACUGCAGGAGGAGCUGCCUCUGGUGCUUUAGGCGUAGUGUUCGGCUCACUGUUUUUACUUUUAUUUAUGCUGCUGAUGGCGGUCUUCAUCUCCUGCAAAACAAAGUUCCAAACUUUGCCGCCCGAUGAUUGCUCCAAUGAUACACUCCUCAAGUCAAACACUGAGAAACCAGGAACUGACUGCAAGGUGCCGGACGGUGUCCUCAUAGUGCCGGCUGAGAAGAAACAACACAAUGCAGCCAUGUGGCAAAGUCAGCAUGAUGGGAGGGAAAACAUUACAUUUUCAUCAAAGAAUAAUGUGGAGCAAGGCUUUGCCUACAAACACUUUGAGAAUUACAGGAGAGAAGAUGUUUCCUACCUAUUCAGCAGCACUCAGGACCAGUCUCAGAUGGCCUGGAAUUCUCUAGUUGCGAAUGGCCACAACCACAACCACACCUACCAGUCUGAAGGCAUGAGCACGAUGGAUUACCUCCACAAAAGGAGCUUCAGCUGUAUCAUGGAUACAACCAUCCUCAACCUGCUUCACUCGGUUGGUAGUGUUCCAUCAUGUCUACUCUGCUACACUGUAAAUAAACAUGAAAAUGUUAAAAUAAACACUGUACUUACAGUUGCCCUCCAUCUACAGAAACUCUCCUCUCUCCAGGAGACGGAAAAUGAUUUACUGGACUAUGAGCCUCACCUCUAUGCAGAGGAGGGAGACUCCGACAGCGUCCCGGAUCUGGAGAAGAUUCCCAUUCCUGACGACGAUUCGUUUCAGAAAGCACUGAAAGAUCUGGGCCCAAGUUUCAACCAACUGGCUUCCAUUUGCCAGCCGCCAAAAACACAAAACUGAACAGAUUCUUUUCUGUGCGUUCCAUGUAUGAAGAAACUAAUUUUAAAUUGUGGGAUUUCUUUUCUUUAGGUGAAUUAAUAAAGCUCAGUUAACAGUGUUCCAGUUGGAUUUUACAGAUCCAGAGAGGAGAGCCAGUGUGUUUUAUCAUGUUAUUUAAUAGCAACUGUUACACAUGUUUCUCCAUAGUUUUCAUUUUACAAAUAGGGAGAAAAAAACAAAACAAAGUACUUCUGUCUGUCAAUUUUGAGAAGAUGGCCUUUCAAGACCUCUUUGGAGUCACAUUUGUGCAAUCAGACAGUCAUAAGUUAAUACAUUCAGACAUUUAGAAAAAAAAAA